Theobroma umbraticum is the source of this 4467-nucleotide messenger RNA. Its product is annotated as sphere organelles protein-like protein. The record is from RefSeq and is a predicted model, not a curated record. NCBI's taxonomy places the organism in Eukaryota, Viridiplantae, Streptophyta, Magnoliopsida, Malvales, Malvaceae. Gene Ontology annotation, cellular component: Cajal body. Gene Ontology annotation, biological process: spliceosomal snRNP assembly. Gene Ontology annotation, molecular function: U1 snRNA binding; U2 snRNA binding.
AGUAAAACUUGAGCUGACUCGGACCAGUCGACUGUUGCUAACUCACAUUAGAAAACCACGAAACCCCCAUAGCAGAGGGUUUAAGAAGCGAAGGCCAAGCAGCAUGAGCAUUUGACUUUGCUGCAAAAAUCCUCAGUCCUCACAAAAUGGAGACGACAAGGCUCCGUUUGCUGUUCGAGGAUCGCAACAUUCUGAACAAGUCACAGAAGAAACAAGGACUAAAACGAAGCUGGAUUCUCCUUAAACCCCAACACCAAACCAUCUUGGAUCUUUCCUCUCAUCUUCUCUACGAUUUCCACCUCCACAGAUCUUGCCCGAAUGGCCUCAUCCUUUCCAUGGACGGCUUUGUUUUGCCACCUUUCGAGUCAACUUGUAUUUUCAAAGAUAAAGAUAUUAUCAGUGUGAAGAAAAAAGGAGGUAAGCGGACUGAGAUUCUUAAGGUAGGUGACGGUUUGAAUUCUUUGGAAGAAUUAGAAAUAGUAGAGCAACCGCCAGUGAAUACAGGCGUGAAGCUUCUAGCCAGUGAGGAGUUUGACAAGCAACCUGGGGGAUAUGAAAGUGAACCGGAAGAAGAUGAACAAGAACUUGAGCCAUUGGAGAAUGAGGAACAUGUGGAAAGCACUCCAAUUCAAAACAUUGUUUCGAAGAAAAGAAAGGCAUCGGAGAAGCUUCCCAGACCUAAGAGGAAGAAAAGUAAACUGGCUAGUGCUGGAAAAUCUCCUGUUUCUGUAGAUAAUGGAAAUGAUGUCCAUCUCAAGAAAAGCAAAAGCUCUCAUCAGAGAACUGCUCUCCCUGAAGAAAAGGUUGUUGAGAAGGAUAAUCCGGUUGAUAUACAGGGAGAACCAGAGAAGUCAAGCCACCCUGAAACUGAUGAAAGUAGUGAUGACGAUACCAAUGUGGGGAGGUUCCCCCAGCUUCAAGAAACUUGCAAAGGGAGUGUGGUUGUAUCUCAGACAAUUAGUGAAGCUAAAAAGCUCCCUAGCAGAAGCGCACGACGUAAAAAAGCCAAAAGGCAAUGGUUGAGGGAGCAGGCCAAAAUUGAAAAGGAAAAGCUGCCUUCAAAACAGCUGCAUGGGAAAGAUAAUCAGCAAUCACCUGCAAAAGAGAAUCUCAAAGUCUCUGAAGAACAUCUACAACCAGUUAGCAAUAUCAGUGGUGAGGAUUACGUGGUUCCAGUAGUAAUUAGGCCGGGACAUAUUCGCUUUGAGCCCCUCGAAACAGAUGCAGAGCGAGCUGUCCAACAAAGUCAAAUUUCAGGGGAAACCUUUCAAUGGAAUGGAAUAACCAGCAAGAAGAAGGGUCAAAAAUGGGGCAAGGAGAAAACUCCAUUUCUGAAAAGGAAUGAUGAUAAAAGUUUUAGCCAAGUGAGUACUGAAAUGGUGGCUGUUGAGGAAAAGGCAACCAGAACUGAUUACAUGGACUUUGAGAAGCUUAUGCCCUAUUCUAGCUUGCCUAAGGAGGGAGAUUUUGUUGCAUAUCGCUUAGUUGAGCUAUCAUCAUCUUGGACCCCUGAGCUUUGCUCCUUUCGAGUUGGGAAAAUAUCACACUAUGAAGCUGAAUCCAACAGGAUCAUUCUGGCACCAGUGCCGGAAUAUCCAAAGGCUUCUGAGAAAAAGAUAGAUGGGGAUGAAUCUGAACUACAAUCAGACACAUCCCUUUAUGGAGAAGAUGGCUCAUUAGAGAUAGAUUAUACCUCUCUAAUUGAUGUUCGUCUCAUCAAGCGUGGCAACUCAAAUACCAAUAGAUCAGUUGCUGGUGGCAUCAGUGAAAAUAGUGCAGAAGAUCAAAAUGUUUUAGAAAAUAGACAACCAAAUGGCAGCAAGGAAGCAGCCCUUGUCUCAGCCCCUCCUCCUGCUCAAGCUAAUGGUGUCGUAAAUGGGUGGGAAGAAAUUAGCCAGGCUUUGAGUGCAAAGAAGGCGGAGCUCUGUAAAGAGGAUGGUUGGAGUCAAACAGAGAGUUCAGGUAGGAGCUCGUGGUCCUAUAGGGCCCUAAGACGCAGUGCCCUGGGCCCAACUAUGGCUUUCUUAAGAGCACAAAAUGGGAUCUUAGGAGAAGCACCAACAUAAUUCAAGUGUAGUUCCUCAAUGUUUUUGAACCUUUAAAAGAUGAGAGCAAGGCAGUUUUGUUUUGGCUUUUGCUUUUAAUGUACACGAAUGUCUCUGGUGCCAUCAAACUUAAUGUCUUUGUGUGGAAUGCAAAUGUUUUAUUUUUCACUUGUUUUACUGUAGAGGAGCUUUAAUCUUUUUCUUUUUCCAAUUUUAAUUCAAUGGGGAAAUUUUUGGUGGACUUAGCCAGUUUAUUUAGCCAAAGUUAUCAAGUGCAGACUGGCAGGUUCAACCAGUUGAAUAGCGACCUGCCAUCCUUACCAAUCUGGAAUGAUAGGUAGAACUGUUUGUUGUAAAAAAUGGGGGAUCGAACUGUUACAAAGGGGCAAACUGUUGGACCAGCAUUUUGCUUUGGGCUAUAAAAAUGAGCUGAAACUUUGACUUUUUCAGCAGGGCACCAAAAUAUACAAGAAGGUAAAGUCUGCUACACUGCCAAUGCCGAGAGCUCGAGCUACAGUCCUCUUGCUUUCUUUUUGAGUUUUUACUUUCACAUUUCUCUUCGUUCUUCUGGUCUUCACUCUUCAAGGCUUUGUUUAACGUGUUCUUUCUCUAUCAGCUGCCUCAUUUUACAUUUUUCUUCCUGCUGCAUCUCACUUCAAGAAGGUUGGCUUAUUUCUCCUCAUUUUUUGUGUUAAAUUUGUUUGUAAUUGGUCUGUGAAAAUAUUUGUCUAUGAAGCUACUGUUUUUGUUUUUGUUUGAUUUACUCUUUAAGGCCCAAAAAGGAAAAGCUAUGUACUCUGUUUAAGAUAACUGGUGAUGGUGUCGAAGAUACUCUUUUGAAGAUCAAAGAUAAUGGACACUUCUAGCUCCACACAGUCAUCUACUCAACAUUAAUCAAAGUCUGCAUGAUCUAUUCAUACCAAGUCUGAUCCAGCAUAGGCUUACAUCUUUGAACAAGAGCUACUGAUGGGAAGAAAAUGAACAUGUAUUCUUUUUGUGAGAAAGUUGUGAAAGGUGGAGGUAUUAAUAGAAUGGAAAUGCAUCUUGCUGGAGAAAAGGGUGAUGUUUGACCUUGUAAAAAAAGCUCCUGGGGAUGUCCAUUUCAGAAUGACAGAAAAUGUGAAAGAAAUUCAAGAUCAGGAAAAGCAGAAUGAAUUAACUGGAAGCUUUAAAUCCCUUUGGGUGUAGUUAAAUUUAAUCAAGGUGACAUUCCCGAGGAUCAUGGUGAUGACUCCACUUCUUCCUCCCAAGUUGGUUGAUGUAGUAAAAGUAGUGAUGCGUCAAACAAAAGGCUAAUGGCUGUUUAAGGGGUCAGAGCUUAUUAUCCUAGUGGCACUAAACAGGGUUCUCAGCCCACUAUUAAGGCCAAACUCCAGAGCAAGAAGAAAUGGCAUCAAGCAGACUUAGCUGUUACUCACUUUUUCUAUGAUGCUUGUAUCCCAAUGAAUGCUGCAAAUUCCUCCUACUUUCAGCCAAUGAUAGAUGCUAUAGCAUCCAUGGGUUUGGGAUAUGAAAAUCCUGGUUAUCAUGCUUUAUGAGUCAACUUACUGGAGGCUGCAAAAAAUGAAUUGCAGCUGCUUCUUAACUCCUACAAAACCACUUGGACACCGACACUGGAUGUACUAUAAUGGGAGGUUUGAAGGAUAUCAGUCAAUGAUCAAUUUGCUUGUCCAUUGUCCAAAAGGAAUAUUUUUAAGGAAUCAUUUAAACUUAAAAAAGAGACUAUGUGAUCAGUAUACCAGCAUCAUAAAGGAGAGAUAGGAUCGGCAGCUUCUCUGUGAUCUCCAUGGUGCUGCAUAUUGGGUGAAUCUGGCUUUUCUAUAUGAUCAAAAAAGGUUGUCAGAAGCCACGGUUCUGGAAGGGCUUGUAAAUGUUGUUAGCAACGAAGUUAUUGGGGUUAGCAAAACCAAGUUGUUGGAUGAGACAACUCUGUUUUGAGAGCUUAUGCAUGAUUUUGGACUAGAUGUAGCCUAUGCUUCGGGAAAACUUCAAGACGGUGUAAAAAUAGUAAAAGGAAAUUAUUUUAAUUACGUAAUGUGAAUUUCUUUUAUUAUGUUUUUUUAGUUUUGUAUACUUACAUACUAAAUGUCACUUUCUAUCUUCUAGAUGAAUGGUGGAGGUUGUUUGGGCACGACACUCCAAAUUUGCACAAUUCAGGUAUAGGAGCAGGUUUGAAAGGGUUUCUUUUAUCUUCUUGUCAAACUGUUUCUUCCUCUGGUUGUGAAAGAAAUAGGAGCUGGUUUGAAAGGGUCCAUUCAAAGAGGAGGAAUAGGUAAUGAUGUUGUUUAUGUACUUCACAAUAUCUCUUUGAAAGAUGGGUAUGGAGCUUUUAUCUUGUUAAUUUGUUAUGUCACUCUGUUUACUUAUUUCAUUAUGGAGACGGCUCUGGAAUAUGGUAAUCAAAUUUAUUUAUUUUGUUUAA